This is a messenger RNA of Hypanus sabinus (Atlantic stingray), 5052 nucleotides long. RefSeq names its product XK related X-linked (gene xkrx). The coding region runs from base 3444 to 4493 and encodes 349 amino acids. Lineage: Eukaryota; Metazoa; Chordata; Chondrichthyes; Myliobatiformes; Dasyatidae. The record is from RefSeq and is a predicted model, not a curated record. The transcript has 3 exons. Gene Ontology annotation, cellular component: membrane.
AUGUAGGAGGGGACUAUGUUGAAAAAUAAAUGUGCUAGGUUUUCUAAAAUUGACUCCUUCUACCUUAGGCCACAAACUUAUCAAUCACCCCUCGUACAACAUCAACAUAACGUCUGAUCUCCUGUAAUCAAUAAUUUGAUCUAUGAAAGCCAAUGUGCCUAAAGCUUUCUUUACAACCCUACCUACCUGUGAUAUCACUUUCAAGGAAUUAUGAUUCUGUAUUCCCAGAUCCCACGUUGCACUGCACUCCUCAGUGCGCUACUGCUCACUGUAUAAGUCCUACCCUGGUGUGUCCUCUCGGAGUGCAACGCUGCACUCUUGUCUGUCAUUUUUCAGUCCACUUUUGUCCAGAUCCCGCUGCAAUCUUUGAAAGCCUUCCUCACUGUUUGCUACACCCCUGUUCUUGGUGUCAUCUUCAAAUUUGCUGAUCUGGUUUACUACAUUUUCAUCCAGAUUGUUGAUAUAGAUGACAAACGACUGUGGACCCAGCACUGAUCCCUGCGGCACACCACUUGUCACAGGCCUCCAGUCAGGGCAGCAACCAUCCCCUGCCACUGCCGCAAAGCCAAUGUAAAAUCCGAUUUACGACCACAUCCUGAAUGCCAAGUGACUGAUAAUUCCUGAACAACCUCCCAUAUGGGAUCUUGUCAAAGGCCUUGCUAAAGUCCACGUACACAACAUCUACUGCCUUGCCUUCAUCAACUUUCCUGGUAACAUGCUUGAAAUUCUUUGUAAGAUUGCUUAGAGCUGACCCAUGUGCAAAGCUAUGAUAAGUAUCCAUCAUUAGUCCCUGUCUAUCCAAAUACAUAUAUUCAAUCCCUUAGACUGCCUUCCAAUAACUUACCCAUUACUGAGGUCAGGCUUACCAGCCUGUAGUUUCCUGGCCUAUCUUUGGAGCCUUUCUUAAACAAUAAAACAACAUUAGCUGUUCCCCAAUCUUCCAGCACCACAUAUGAUGCCAAGGACAUUUUAAAUAUCUUUGCUGGAGGGCCUGCAAUUUCUGCAAUAGCCCCCAUAAGGUUCGAGGGUACAGCUUGUCAGGCCCUGGGGAUUUACCCACCCUAAUUUGCCUCAAGGCAGCAAACACCACCUCCCCUACAAUCUGUAUACAGUUAAUGAUCUCACUGCUGUUUUGCCUUAUUUCUACAGACUCUGUGUCCAUUUCCCGAGUAAAAAUAGACACAAAAAAAAUCAAUUGUAAGAUGUCCCCCAUCUUUUUUUAGAUGAUCACUCUGAUCUUCAAGAGGACCAAUUUUGUCUCUUUCAAACUUUUUGCUGUUAAUAUAUCUGCACAAUUCCUUUGGGAUUCUGCUUCAGUUUGUCUGUGAGAGCAACCUCAUACUUUCUUGUAGUGCCCCCCACCCCCCCCCCGAUUUCAUUCUUAAGUGUUCUCUUGCAUUUCUUGUAUUCCCCAAGUACCUCACUCGUUCCAUCCUGAAUACACCUAUCUUGUACCUGCUUCUUCUUAACCAGGGGCUCAAUAUCUCUCAAAAACCAAAGUUCCCUAAACCUGCAGUCCUUGCCUUUUAUUCUGACAGGAACAUACAAACUCUGUACUCUCAAAAUUUCACUUUUGAAGGUCUUCCACUUAACCAAGCAGACCUUUGCCUGAAAACAGCCUGUUCCAGUCUACACUUGCCAGAUUCUUUCUGAUACCAUCAAAAUUAGCCUUUCAUCAAAUUAGAAUCUCAACAUGAGUUUCAGACCUAUCCUUCUCUUUAAUUAUCUUGAAGUGAAUGGCAUUAUGGUCACUGGAAGCAAAGUGGUCCCCUACACAAACUUCUGCCACCUGCCCUGAGUCAUUCCCUAAUAGGCAAUCACUAAUCACAUUCCCUCUAGUUGGGUCCUUUAUGUACUGAUUAAGGAAACUUUCCUGAACACAUUUGACAAACUCUAUCCCAUCCAGCCCUUUUACAGAAUAGGGAGCCCAAUCAACAUAUGGAAAUUUAAAAUCACCUACAAUCACAAACUUAUGUUUCUUGCAACAGUCUGCAAUCUCUCUACAAAUUUGCUCCUCUAAACCCAUGGAUUGUUGGGUUGUCUAUAAUAUAAUCCCAUUAACAUGGUCAUCCUUUUCUUAUGCUUCCAUUCUACUCCUAACUCCUCACUAGAUGUGCUCUCCAGCCUGUUCUGUCAGCACUGCCGUGACAUUUUCUCUGACUAGUAAUACCACCCCUCCCCUUUAAACCCUCCCACUCUAUCACAUCUAAAACAACAGAACCCUGGAAUAUUGAGCUGCCAGUCCUGUCUCUCUUUCAAUCAAGGCUCACCUAUGGGUACAGUGUCACAAUUCCACAUGCUCUAAGCUCAUCUACCCUUUCUACAAUACUCCUUGCAUUGAAAUAUACACAACUCAGAACAUCAGUCCCAUCAUGCUCAACCUUUCAGUUGCUGACUUUGUUUGUAGACUUAACAACAUAUUUCCCACAACCACUCCAUGAUCUGCUCUGGCACUCUGAUUCCCAACCCUCUGCAACUCUCAUUUUAUCCCCCCUGUGCAGCACUAGCAAAUUUUCCCGCAAGGGUAUUAGUCCCCCUCCAGUUCAGGUGCAAACCAUCCCUUUUGCAGAAAUCUCACCUUCCCUUAAAGAGAGCCCUAUGAUCCAAAUAUCCGAAGCCCUCUCUCCUGCACCAUCUCCUUAGCCACAUGUUAAACUGUAUUAGCUUCCAGUUUCUAGCCUCACUAGUACACAGCAAGGAUGGCAAUCCUCAGGUCACAACCCUGGUGGUCUUGUAUUUUAACUUGGCUCUUGAUGCACCAUCAAUAACUCUCGGAGACGGGAGGCGAACGAUAGGCUUUUAUUAGCAGCAAAGUGACCACAACAUCUUGGAGUCUGAGGGAGGAGCAGUGCCUCCAAUCGCCUUUAUACAGGGUUCUGUGGGAGGAGCCACUGGAGCAGUCAGCAGAGGGGUGUGUCCAGACAGGUAUACACAUAAUUUACCACAGCUCUUAAUCCCCUAAACUCACUUUACAGGGCCUCAUCACCCUUCCUAGACAUGUCAUUGGUAUAAAUGUGGACUACAACCUUGGCUUCUCACCCUCCCACUUAAGAAUGAUGUGGACCCAAUCUGUUAUGUCCCUAAACUUGGCCCAGAAGGCAGAAUACGAUCUGCAAAUCUCAUUUCCAUCCACAGAACCUCCUAUCUGUUCCACUAAUUAUUAAAUCCCUUAUCACUACAUUUAUCAUCUUCUCACCCCUUCCCUUCUGAACCAGAGAGCAAGACUCAGUGCUAGAGACCUAACCGAUUUGGAUUCCCUCUGUCAGCUCGCUCCCCCAAACAGUAUCCAAAGUGGUAUACCUGAGGGGGAUGGCCACAGAGUACUCUAUACUGGCUGUCUAUCUCUUCUCCCCUCCUCACAGGUCACCCAUUUUCCUGUGUCCUGCAUCUUGGGUAUAACAACUUAGCUGUAUGUCACUUCGAUCAACCCCUCAGCCUUCUGAAUGAUCUGGACUUCAUCCAGCUGCAAUUCCAAUUCCUUAACACAGUCUGUAAGAAGCUGCUGCUGGAUGCAGUCUUGCAGGUGUCUAGAAGCCAUUGUUGUACACUUGAAGUCUGGAAAACAUGAAGAGCCAUAUGUCAGCAUUACCAGGAAAAAAAGACUCCACCAUGGCCAGGCAAAUGAGUUUGAAAAAGAAGUGGAUCACUCAACGAGGAAGUUGAAUAUCCAUCGCAAUGCUUUUCAUCGGGCAUCUGUCAUUCAAGCCUUCUUGGGUUCCACACCCCAGCUUGUCCUCCAGCUUUAUAUCAGCAUAGUGCAGAAGUACAUUCCACCCACACGAACUGCUCUGAUGCUACUGUCAUUGGUGUCAGUCACUUACGGAGCCCUGGUGUGUAACAUCCUCGCCAUCCAGAUCAAGUAUGAUGACUACAAGAUCCAGCUGAGACCAAUUGCUUACAUUUGCAUUAUCUUCUGGCGCACCUUGGAAAUUGCUACACGGAUCACAGUGUUGGUGCUUUUCAGCACUGCUUUGAAGGAGUGGGUCUUUGCAGUGCUCUCUUUUGACUUCCUAGUCCUUUUCUUUCUUCCUUGGGUGGAGUUCUGGUGUGGCCACGCACCUUUCCCUGAAAACAUUGAAAGGAACUACAAACGGUUUGGCACAACUGUAGCUCUGUUACUCGUUUCCAUACUCUAUGCAGGAAUUAAUGUGUUUUGUUGGUCAGCGGUCCAACUAUUGCUCAGCAAUCGUGAUUUAAUCAGCAAGAAACAGAACUGGGUCAGGCUAUCUAUUUAUUAUACUCUACGGUUUAUGGAAAAUGCAGGGCUUCUAGCUUUGUGGUACAUUUUCAAGACUGAAGUGUAUGAGUACAUUUGUUCCCCAUUGCUGGUGGUCCAACUAAUCAUUUCCUACAGCUUGGCCAUCAUCUUCAUGCUGUUGUUUUAUCAAUAUUAUCAUCCAUGCAGGCAGCUUUUCACCCAUAACAUUGCAGAUUGCCUUGAAUGCACCUGUUGGAGGGGGCCUCAUUUUGAGCCUGCAUUUCCAAAUUCAUAAUUCGAUUUUUCAAUGUGCCUUCAGGUAGAUGUGGUAAAUUUGCAAUUUUGUUGCUUCUUUCACUAUUGCCUUUUCUUGGUAAAAGAUGAAAUAUGUGAAUUGUAAACAAGCUGGUGAUUUUCACAAUGCUUAGUGACGGGUCAGUUUAAUGCUUGAAGUCCGUGCUUCUGUACAAACUGUAACUGUUCAAAUGUUCUUAAAGAUGCACAUUAAGCAAAGAAGAAAAACAGUGUUUCAAACUCAUUUUUCCAAAGACCAAGAAAUUUUUGAGAGCUAUUCUCUAAAUUGGUCUAAGAAUGUCCAAGCCAAUAGAUGUAUUUUAAUAUUAAAAACAAGCCACAAAACUUCAUUUAUUUGGGAGUAUGGAGGCUGGACUAUACGGAAUAUAUGCGUUUAAUUAAACAUUGUUAUUAAGUUAGAAACAUAAGGAGAUGAUCUUUUCCUCUGAGCCCAUUUGUACGAAGCAAUGUUUACAGAGCCAAUUGACUGAAUUUUUCCUGAUGUUCAAACAAACUUCUUUUGAAAAUUUGUUUGCAAGUAAAUUAUUUUUUAUUGUAAA